This is a messenger RNA of Sclerotinia borealis F-4128, 1629 nucleotides long. NCBI's taxonomy places the organism in Eukaryota, Fungi, Ascomycota, Leotiomycetes, Helotiales, Sclerotiniaceae. The record is from the annotation of a GenBank genome assembly.
AUGGUGGUGGGGGACAUUUCACCGUCUCUGGCGGAAAUAUCGAAGGUGCUUUCCAAGUCUAAAGGAAAGGCAUAUGCUCCCAAUUUGGUUCCUAUCUAUAAAGAGAUCUCCUCCGACCUCAUUACCCCCUCCGCCGCAUACCUCAAAAUCUCCGCGCAUUCAAAGUCCGACCAUUCCUUCUUAUUCGAGAGUGCUGCCACGGAAAAGGUUGGCAGAUAUAGUUUUAUAGGAGCUGGACCUCGAAAGAUAUUAAAAACGGGUGAAGGGCAUGGCGAACAAGUAGAUCCAUUGCCAGCUCUCGAGGCAGAGUUGUCUAAGUGUAGGGUAGCACAUAUUCCUGGACAAAAGCUACCACCUCUGACAGGAGGAGCAAUUGGAUAUGUGGGAUAUGAUUGCGUGCGGUAUUUCGAGCCCAAAACGGCACGACCUAUGGAAGAUGUUCUCGAAGUUCCCGAGUCACUCUUUAUGCUAUUUGAUACAAUCGUCGCAUUCGAUCGAUUUUUUGGUGUAAUAAAAGUUAUCACAUACCUUCACGUCCCGGAGGAUUUCUCUCAAAUUCCAGCAGAGUAUGAGAAAGCACAAGAAAUUAUUGACGAAGUUAUAACCGUUCUUGAAUCGCAAGAUACACCAUUACCCGUCCAACAACCAAUAAAGCUGGACAACCAAUACACUUCAAACGUCGGCCAAGAAGGUUAUGAGACGCACGUCAAAAGACUCAAGACUCAUAUCACAUCCGGCGAUAUUAUCCAAGCAGUACCUUCACAACGCUUUGCAAGACCAACCUCUCUCCACCCCUUCAAUAUAUACCGUCACCUCCGAACCGUCAACCCCUCACCCUACCUCUUCUACGUCAACUGCGGCGAUUUCCAAAUUGUAGGAGCUUCCCCCGAACUUCUUGUCAAAGCCGAAGACGGCCGCGUGAUAACCCAUCCCAUUGCUGGUACUGUCAAACGCAAUCCGGAUCCUCAAAUUGACGAAGCCCUUGCCGAAGAACUACGCAGUUCUCUCAAAGACCGUGCAGAACACGUCAUGCUUGUUGAUCUCGCACGUAACGAUAUCAACCGUGUAUGCGAUCCCAUUACCACUCGCGUAGAUCGAUUAAUGGUCGUUGAGAAGUUCAGUCACGUGCAACAUUUAGUUUCACAAGUCUCGGGAGUGUUAAGGAAAGACAAGACCCGUUUUGACGCAUUCCGAUCUAUUUUCCCCGCCGGUACCGUAUCCGGUGCACCAAAAGUUAAGGCAAUGGAGUUGAUUGCGGAACUGGAAAGGGAGAAGAGAGGUGUAUAUGCUGGCGCAGUCGGAUAUUUCGGUUACGGAAGUGUGGACGCUGAUGGGAAUGAGUUUGAAGGAGAGAUGGAUACGUGCAUUGCGCUGAGAACCAUGGUGGUCAAAGAUGGAGUUGCUUAUCUACAAGCUGGCGGCGGCAUAGUCUUCGACUCAGACCCCUACGAUGAAUGGGUGGAAACCAUGAACAAGCUCGGCGCCAACAUGCAAUGUAUAACGGGCGCCGAGAAACUGUACUCGGGUAUCCAAUCUAAAUCCGGUGAAAGUACACCUAAACCUAUACUAGGGGAAGAACCAUCAACAGCGAGACCUGGAGAGAAGGCUCAUAUUGAUUUUGCUGCUUGA